AUGCUGCUGCAUAAUUUGUUAUUGAAUUUGUUCCUCUGCGCCGUGGGAAAAGCUCAAUAUAAUUUGUACAAUACGGAUCAUGCCUUGGACUUGAACAGUGCUCAAAUUAAUUGUUUGUAUUACUAUGCUCAGAAGAUAUUUCUUAUAUUUGAAAAAACUGAAUAUUGUCUUGAAUCACCAGAUAAGACUGAAGUAAGUCCUGAUACAAUUCUUGGAAAUUUCACAUUUGAUCAAUUACGUGAAUUGAGUAUUACUACGCAAGAUCUUCUUUCAUGGUCAGCUUCGAUCGAUCAAGCUGAACGCUAUCAGUAUUAUCUAGAUCAUACUCAUGAUUCGCUUCUGUCGAAGGAAUUAUUUUUUAAUUGUACAAAACCAUGGUUUGGGUCUUAUUGUCAAUACUCAUUCGGAAUGGGAACAACAUAUGAGCUUGGAAGUAUCCUGAAGAAGACAUUCAAAAGAAAAUACUUUCUGUCUCCUCCGGAUACAGUUGCUUACGGAUCAUGUUAUGUACAUAUAGAAUGUGACCGCGGUAGUCCACAUGUGUGUUUGGAUUGGCGUGAGAUAUGCGACGGACGAAUUGAUUGUGUUGAUGGAGGCGCCGAUGAAGAACAUUGUUUUGAAUUAGAAAUCAACACAUGUGGUCAGGAUGAAUAUCGAUGCCGUAACGGAUUGUGCAUUGCAAAAGAAUUUGUGGAAGAUGAUUCUGCACAAUGUCUCGAUGCCUCGGAUUUACCUAGCGGAUCAGUNCGCGGUAGUCCACAUGUGUGUUUGGAUUGGCGUGAGAUAUGCGACGGACGAAUUGAUUGUGUUGAUGGAGGCGCCGAUGAAGAACAUUGUUUUGAAUUAGAAAUCAACACAUGUGGUCAGGAUGAAUAUCGAUGCCGUAACGGAUUGUGCAUUGCAAAAGAAUUUGUGGAAGAUGAUUCUGCACAAUGUCUCGAUGCCUCGGAUUUACCUAGCGGAUCAGUUGAUUAUCCAGACGAUUUUGAUUAUCCAAAUAUAUUUGAACAUGAAGAACGAAUCUGUUUAUCGAACAAAAGACGGUUUAGCUGCGGAGAUGGACGAUGCGUCAGAGAUUAUGAAACCUGUCUCAGUAUGCGACAUGUUUUCUUUCAUAAGUUGAUCAGUAUGCAAGGCAAUUUAUCAUUUACUUGCUGGAUGACGAUGGUUUGUUUAACUAAAAUACUUGACAAAGUUAAUGGAAUAUCUUGUCAUGAAAUCAUUCGAUUAUCAAAUAUCACGCUUAAUCUGCAAACAUGUGAUAAUAUUACUUCAUUCCCAGUUGUUCCAAUACUCUUUGGGCACGUGCGUUUUCUAUAUCUUCUCAAUGAUACCUCAAAGGUGAACACCAGUCGAAUUCUUCUGCCUGAGCAUAUAUGCUAUGAUCAAGAGCUGUGCAAUUUUCUAACGCCGACGUUUCAUCAUGAAAACUAUACCUGUCGCUCAACCCGUGAUAUCGAUUUGAACUUCACUAAGUUACAAUCUGAACAGUGGUCGUCCCUUAUUAGUAUUAUGGAACCGUAUUUUCGUAGAUGUUCAACUGGAAGUAAGCACAACAAAGAUUCAGGCAACUCGUUAUUAUACUGUUGCAAGAACUCAACCAAAUGCAUAUCAAUUCAUCGAAUACUCGAUAGUAUAUCAGAUUGUUACCUGAAUGAUGACGAAGAAGAAUACGAGCGCAGCUGUUUAAUCGAUGACAUAUUACGUUUUCGAUGUGGUAAUGAAAAUAGAUGCUAUGGUGUAUUGAACCCUCGUGAUAUAUGCCCCCGACGAAGUUCGAUUCGUGUUGACGCCAUCGAAUUCUACCAAAUGUGCGAUCGACAUAUCCAGAUGUUCCCAGUGCUAAUCAAUGGGGAAAAUCACACGGAUGAAACGGAAUGUGAUCGAUGGCCCUGUAAUAAUAUGUAUACACGAUGCGAUGGCUUUUGGAGUUGCCCCAAUGGAGAAGAUGAAUAUAAUUGUACAGAGCGACAACUAUGUCCAUUAAGUUCACUGGCGUGUGUAUCUCCACAGAAUCGUACGAUCAUGUGUUUGCCAGCAAGUCGAGUUAAUGACGAUUAUAUCGACUGUCUUGGUUCAGCAGAUGAACUUCGUCAUUGUCGCAGCGAUCUUUCACAAAUCGGGUGGUAUAAUGGAUUUCGUUGUUGGAAUGGUAACAAAUGCAUUGGACGAUCGAAGAUAUGCGAUGCAAAUAUAGAUUGUUCGUUUGGUGAUGAUGAAGAUUUUUGUGAGAAUAGUUACGAACCUUGCUUCAAGUGUGAAAAAUCCACUUGCUCCGAUAUGAGAGAAACUAUCUGUUAUCGUAGUUCGUUGCCCAGGCCGAAGUUUUCCUUUGGAGCUCCAGCAGUACAUGCUCCAUCUACAAACAGAAUAUUCGAACAUGUCGCACCAGAUUUUACGAAAUAUACCAUAAGCGAACCUUCUGAUCGUACGUGGCCAUGGCGUUGCAACCUUGGUUUAUAUGUCACACUGUGGUCGAGCAAUCGUUCUUCGAAAUUUCAAUGCUUUUGUCCACCAUCAAAUUACGGUGACUUAUGCCAAUAUCAAAAUCAACGCAUUAGUGUCACAGCUAAAGUUAAUUUUAUCGAUGCAUUCGGUAUUUACGCCGUUACUGUCAUGUUAAUCGAAGAUGACGACGAUCGCCAAGAUAUAAACAGUUACCAUCAAUUCGUUUCGGUCGCUCGUCGCGAAUGUCAUCAGAUUUAUAACGCCUAUCUUACUUAUGCAACGCGUCCGAAAAAUGCUUCCCAGAAAUAUANCCAAUAUCAAAAUCAACGCAUUAGUGUCACAGCUAAAGUUAAUUUUAUCGAUGCAUCCGGUAUUUACGCCGUUACUGUCAUGUUAAUCGAAGAUGACGACGAUCGCCAAGAUAUAAACAGUUACCAUCAAUUCGUUUCGGUCGCUCGUCGCGAAUGUCAUCAGAUUUAUAACGCCUAUCUUACUUAUGCAACGCGUCCGAAAAAUGCUUCCCAGAAAUAUAGUAUUCGCGUUGAUGCUUUUGACAAAAUUCGUUUAAUUCAUCUUGCCAGUUGGCAUUUUGAUAUCCCAUUUUCGUUUUUACCUAAUCAUCGUAUGGCAGUUCUGUUGAAUGUUCCAGAUCGUGAACUAUUCGACAUUCACCUUUGUCCGUUGACGUGUUACAAUGGUGAAUGUAGAAAAUAUAUAAACAAAGAAGAGUUCUUUUGUAAAUGUCAUACAGGAUGGUCUGGUGCCCAAUGCAAUAUUCCUAUUCGUUGCAGUGAUUGUUCAGCCGAUUCACUUUGUAUCGGUCAAAUUCGCAAUCGUUCUAUUUGUGUCUGUCCGUUACAUAAAGGUGGUCCACGAUGUUUACUUCGAUUGUCAUGCUCUGAAGAUUAUUGCGACAACAAUGCUACUUGCUUAGUACAUAGUGAUGGAAGAAGUGCGAUGAACUUUGUUUGUAUCUGCCCUCAAGAAUUUAUGGGACUAUUUUGUCAUAUUAGAACACCGAAACUGGAUAUUUCUUUGCAACAUAUCCGUGUUGCGGCAUCUUAUUUGCUUGUUUAUGUCUACAUGAAUACUGUAAAAGGUUGGCAAUUCGAACAAACAGAACUCGUGAUAAUACCACAAAAACUGAGACUAUUCCAACCUAAUGUCUCGAUUUACACCAAAAUGGAGAUCGGUAUGGUUUUUGUCAAGAUCGAUAAUAAGUAUUAUUCCACUGUACUGCAAUCAAUCAGUGAUACACAUUUUUCGACCUCUAUUAAUCCUGCGCUACGAUGUGAAUCGAUUGACGAAGUUUUACAUUCUCAAUUGGUGAGCCUGCCGAAAAUUCGACGUAUGAAAUACUUUCAUUUCGUGUGUCAAACUCAUCUUCGUCUCGCAUGUUUUUUUGAUGAAUCCCACAUGUGUUUGUGCACCCAUGAACAUCAUGCGAACUGUUUCAAAUUCAAUCAUACACCACUGAUUUGUCGGCAUGCGACUCAUUGUCAGAAUGGUGCGCAAUGCUCGAAUGAUGGCUCUCCUUGCCCUGUUUCAACGUGGUGCAAUUGUACGGAUUGUUAUUUCGGAGAUCGGUGUCAGUUUUAUGCUAAAGGUAUUGGGUUGACAUUAGACGAUAUUCUACGUUACGAUAUUCGACCGAAUGCUACACUCUCAGAACAGACAGUUUUAGUUAAAUGCUGCUCGGCAUUUACCAUCCUGAUUUACCAUCAAUUCGUUUCGGUCGCUCGUCGCGAAUGUCAUCAGAUUUAUAACGCCUAUCUUACUUAUGCAACGCGUCCGAAAAAUGCUUCCCAGAAAUAUAAUAUUCGGGUUGAUGCUUUUGACAAAAUUCGUUUAAUUCAUCUUGCUAGUUGGCAUUUUGAUAUCCCAUUUUCAUUUUUACCUAAUCACCGUAUGGCAGUUCUGUUGAAUGUUCCAGAUCGUGAACUAUUCGACGUUCACCUUUGUCCGUUGACGUGUUACAAUGGCGAAUGUAGAAAAUACAUAAACAAAGAAGAGUUCUUUUGUAAAUGUCAUACAGGAUGGUCUGGUGCCCAAUGCAAUAUUCCUAUUCGUUGCAGUGAUUGUUCAACCGAUUCACUUUGUAUCGGCCAAAUUCGCAAUCGUUCUAUUUGUGUCUGUCCGUUACAUAAAGGUGGUCCACGAUGUUUACUUCGAUUGUCAUGCUCUGAAGAUUAUUGCGAUAACAAUGCUACUUGCUUAGUACAUAGCGAUGGAAGAAGUGCGAUGAGUUUUGUUUGUAUCUGCCCUCAAGAAUUUAUGGGAAUAUUUUGUCAUAUUAGAACACCGAAACUGGAUAUCUCUUUGCAGCAUGUCCGUGUUGCGGCAUCUUAUCUGCUUGUCUAUGUCUACAUGAAUACUGUAAAAGGUUUGCAAUUCGAACAAACAGAACUCCUGAUAAUACCACAAAAAUUGAGACUAUUCCAACGCAAUGUCUCGAUUUACAUCACAGGGGAGAUCGGUAUGGCUUUUGUCAAGAUCGAUAAUAAGUAUUAUUCCACUGUACUGCAAUCAAUCGGUAAUACACAUUUUUCGACCUCAAUUAAUCCUGCGCUACGAUGUGAAUCGAUUGACGAAGUUUUACAUUCUCAAUUGGUGAGCCUACCGAAAGUUCGACGUAUGAAAUACUUUCAUUUCGUGUGUCAAACUCAUCUUCAUCUCGCAUGUUUUUUUGAUGAAUCCCACAUGUGUUUGUGCACUCAUGAACAUCAUGCGAACUGUUUCAAAUUCAAUCAUACACCAAUGAUCUGUCGGCAUGCGACUCAUUGUCAAAAUGGUGCUCAAUGCUCGAAUGAUGGCUCUCCUUGCCCUAUUUCAACGUGGUGCAAUUGUACGGAUUGUUAUUUCGGAGAUCGGUGUCAGUUUUAUGCUAAAGGUAUUGGGUUGACAUUAGACGAUAUUCUACGUUACGAUAUUCGACCGAAUGCUACACUCUCAGAACAGACAGUUUUAGUUAAAUGCUGCUCGGCAUUUACCAUCCUGAUGUUCGUUGUUGGUUUAAUCAAUAGUCUCUUCUCGAUUAUAACAUUUUCUGAUCGAAAAUCGAGAGAAGUAGGUUCCGGAAUUUAUCUUCUUACAUCGUCUAUCGUAUCGCUGUUCACAGUGAGCAUUUUAACAGCGAAAUUCUGGUAUCUUAUUCUAACACAAAUCAAUCCAUUUGUUGAUCGUUCUCUACUACGGAAUGGAUGUCGAUUAUUGGAAUUCAUUCUAAAAGUUUGCCUAUAUCUGAACAAUUGGCUCAAUGCUUGCGUCGCACUUGAGCGAUCGAUGGCUGUACAUACCGGCGCUUAUUUUAAUAAAUCUCGGAGCAAACGCAUUGCACGUAAGGUCAUUAUUAUUGUACCGAUAGUUAUCAUGUUGAGUAUUGUUCAUGAACUUGUCUUUCGCGAUCUAUUUGAAGAUCAUGAAGAACAACGUCUAUGGUGUUUAAUGCCCUAUUCUCGAUCGAUCCAUACAUACAAUACAAUUGUUUCCCUGUUUCAUUUUCUUGCUCCAUUUCUGGCCAAUUUCUAUUCUGCUGUGUUCAUUACUUUUCGUGGCGCGCAACAACGAGCGCGAGUGCAACCGCAAAUAACACACAGGCAACACCGAUGGCAACAACUCAAUGAUUAUAAACAUCUGAUCAUCAGUUCGAUCGUUCUUGUUAUUUUAACAAUACCCCAACUAAUCAUUUCGUCUUUGUCCGGAUGCGUCAAAGCAGCUUAUCAAUCGCAAGUUUAUGCUGCAGGUUAUUUCAUAUCGUUCGUGCCGUCGAUGUCCAUUUUUAUUGUAUUUGUUCUACCGUCGCGAUUGUAUCAAAGUCAAUUUAAAAAAGCGUUAAAAUCAUGGCGGCAGAUGUUCUCUCGGUGUUGA
This is a messenger RNA of Adineta ricciae, 6315 nucleotides long. NCBI's taxonomy places the organism in Eukaryota, Metazoa, Rotifera, Eurotatoria, Adinetida, Adinetidae. The record is from the annotation of a GenBank genome assembly.